Closterium sp. Yama58-4 is the source of this 330-nucleotide messenger RNA. Lineage: Eukaryota; Viridiplantae; Streptophyta; Zygnematophyceae; Desmidiales; Closteriaceae. The record is from the annotation of a GenBank genome assembly.
AUGUCAGAAGCAGCUAGCACUGUUGGUAGAGGGGGAAAUUACGACAUCAGUGGAAGAGGAAGAGGAAGAGGAAGAGGAAGAGGAAGAGGAAGAGGAAGAGGAAGAGGAAGAGGAAGAGGAAAAGGAAAAAAAAGAGGAAGAGGAAGAGGAAGAGGAAGAGGAAGAGGAAGAGGAAGAGGAAGAGGAAGAGGAAGAGGAAGAGGAAUAGAAAGAGGAAGAGGAAGAGGAAGAGGAAGAGGAAGAGGAAUAGAAAGAGGAAGAGAAAGAGGAGGAGGAAGGGGAGGAGGAAGGGGAGGAGGAGGAAGAGGGCAUAGAGGCAGCAGCAGCUAG